Saccharomyces paradoxus is the source of this 426-nucleotide messenger RNA. RefSeq names its product Emc5p (gene EMC5). Gene Ontology annotation, cellular component: EMC complex. Lineage: Eukaryota; Fungi; Ascomycota; Saccharomycetes; Saccharomycetales; Saccharomycetaceae. The transcript has a single exon. Gene Ontology annotation, biological process: protein folding in endoplasmic reticulum. Bases 1 to 426 code for a protein of 141 amino acids. The record is from RefSeq and is a predicted model, not a curated record.
AUGUCGUUUGUUUCCAAGCUUCUUUACACAGUCUCUGCAUUGGUGUUAUUUCAUUCUGGUUUCUCAAGUUAUGAGUUUCAUCACCUAUUAAAGCUUAACUCGCUUAAUAAUGCACAAGGUGUAAUCAGCAGGUUACCUAAAGAUAUCGAGUACGAAACAUAUGCGGGGUUGCUACUGUUCGUUCUUGCGGUGUUCACUUCGUUCGAGAAAUUACAAUACUUGCCAAUUGAGAGUAAUGAUGGGAUGAUAAUAUCCCAAGGAAACUAUCUAAAGGAAAUCGCAUUGAAUAAAGCCACCAACGUGGAUAACUUGAUAGGGAGCAACCCCAAUGGUGAGAUCAUAUUUAGUCCAAGCUUUGUUGACGUCCACGCAAAGAGGAAAGUCUCCAGGGAAUGGGCCUCUAAUACUGAAAAAAAGGAAAAAUGA